Messenger RNA from Cyprinodon tularosa, 4963 nucleotides. Its product is annotated as mucin-2-like. The transcript has 8 exons. The record is from RefSeq and is a predicted model, not a curated record. The coding region runs from base 98 to 4963 and encodes 1621 amino acids. NCBI's taxonomy places the organism in Eukaryota, Metazoa, Chordata, Actinopteri, Cyprinodontiformes, Cyprinodontidae.
UGACCAGCAAACUGAUCACGGAGCAUCAGAACCUCUGUUACAACAGCGAAGGCAACUUAUUACACAAAACCUACAGAAAACAAAAUAAAGAAGAAUAAUGAAGAUUUUUUGGAUACUGCUACUUGUUGCUGGCAUCCAGAUGAUGACCACAGCUGCUCAAACAACCACAACGGGUCCAGCAACAAACACAGCUGCUCCGACAACAACCACAGCUGCUCCAACAACCCCCACAGCUGCUCCAACAACCACAGUUGCUCCAUCAACCACAGCUUCUGUCUCAACCGCAGCAGCUGCAACAACAACUACAGCUGCUCCAACUACAACCACAGCUGCUCCAACAACUACAGCUGCUCCAACAACCACAGCUGCUCCAACAACCCCCACGACUGCUCCAACAACAACAGCUGCUGCAACAACAACCACUGCGGCUGCUCCAACAACCACAGCUGCUGCAACAACCACAGCUAAUCCAACAACCACAGCUGCCCCAACAACCACAGCUGCUCCACCAACCACUGCUGCUGCAACGACUACAGCUGCUACAACAACCACAGCUGCUGCAACAACGACCACAGCUGCUAUAACAACCAUAGCUGCUGCAACAACAACCACCGCUGCUGCAACAACCAAAACAGCUGCUCCAACAACCACAGGUGCCCCAACAACCACAGCUUCUCCAACAACCACGGCUGCUGCAACAACGACCACAGCUGCUCCAACAACCACAGCUGCUCCGACAACCACUGCUGCUCCAACAACCACGGCUACUGCAACAACCACGGCUGCUGCAACAACAACCACAGCUGCUCCAACAACCACAGCUGCUCCGACAACCACUGCUGCUCCAACAACCAUGGCUACUGCAAAAACCACGGCUGCUGCAACAACAACUGCUGCAGCAACAACAACCACAGCUUCUCCGACAACCACGGCUGCUGCAACAAUAACCACAGGUGCUCCAACAACCACAGCUGCUGAAACAACUACAGCAGCUGCUCCAAAAACCACAGCUUCUCCAACAACCACGGCUGCUGCAACAACGACCACAGCUGCUCCGACAACCACUGCUGCUCCAACAACCACGGCUACUGCAACAACCACGGCUGCUGCAACAACAACUACUGCUGCAACAACAACCACAGCUGCUCCAACAACCACAGCUGCUGCAACAACAACAACUGCUGCAACAACAACCACAGCUGCUCCAACAAGCAGGGCUGCUGCAACAACGACCACAGCUGCUCCAACAACCACAGCUGCUCCGACAACCACUGCUGCUCCAACAACCACUGCUGCUCCAACAACCACGGCUACUGCAACAACCACGGCUGCUGCAACAACGACCUCAGCUGCUCCAACAACCACAGCUGCUCCGACAACCACUGCUGCUCCAACAACCACGGCUACUGCAACAACCACGGCUGCUGCAACAACAACAACUGCUGCUGCAACAACAACCACAGCUGCUCCAACAACCACAGCUGCUGCAACAACAAGUGCUGCUGCAACAACAACCACAGCUGCUCCAGCAACCACAGCUGCUGCAACAACAACCACAACUGCUCCAACAACCACAGCUGCUGCAACAACCACAGCUAAUCCAACAACCACAGCUGCUCCAACAACCACAGCUGCUCCAACAACCACGGCUGCUGCAACAACGACCACAGGUGCUCCAACAACCACGGCUGCUGCAACAACGACCACAGCUGCUCCAACAACCACAGCUUCUCCAACAACCACAGCUGCUGCAACAACAACCACAGCUGCUCCAACAACCACAGCUGCUCUGACAACCACUGCUGCUCCAACAACUACGGCUACUGCAACAACCACGGCUGUUGCAACAACAACUACAGCUGCUCCAACAACCACAGCUGCUGCAACAACAACCACAACUGCUCCAACAACCACAGCUGCUGCAACAACCACAGCUAAUCCAACAACCACAGCUGCUCCAACAACCACUGCUGCUGCAACAACCACAGCUGCUGCAACAACGACCACAGCUGCUCCAACAACCACAGCUACUGCAACAACAACCACGGCUGUUGCAACAACAACCACGACUGCUGCAACAACAACCACAGCUGCUCCCACAACCACAGCUGCUGUAACAACCACAGCUGCUCCAACAACUACAGUUGCUCCAGCAACCACAGCUGCUCCAACAACCACUGCUGCUGCAACGACUACAGCUGCUCCAACAACCACGGCUGCUGCAACAACGACCAUAGCUGCUACAACAACCACUGCUGCUCCAACAACCACAGCUGCUGCAACAACCACAGCUAAUCCAACAACCACAGCCGCCCCAACAACCACAGGUGCUCCAACAACCACAGCUGCUGCAACAACAACCACAACUGCUCCAACAACCACAGCUGCUGCAACAACCACAGCUAAUCCAACAACCACAGCUGCUCCAACAACCACUGCUGCAGCAACAACCACAGCUGCUGCAACAACGACCACAGCUGCUCCAACAACCACAGCUGCUGCAACAACGACCACAGCUGCUGCAACAACUACAGCUUCUCCAACAACCACGUCUGCUGCAGCAACAACCACAGCUGCUGCAACAAACACUGCUGCUCCAAUAACCACAGCUGCUCCAACAACCACAGCUGCAACAACAACCACAGGUGCUCCAACAACCACGGCUGCUGCAACAACGACCACAGCUGCUGCAACAACCACAGCUUCUCCAACAACCACGGCUGCUGCAGCAACAACCACAGCUGCUCCAACAACCACAGGUGGUCCGACAACCACGGCUACUGCAACAACCACUGCUGCUCCAACAACCACGGCUACUGCAACAACCACGGCUGCUGCAACAACGACCUCAGCUGCUCCAACAACCACAGCUGCUCCGACAACCACUGCUGCUCCAACAACCACGGCUACUGCAACAACCACGGCUGCUGCAACAACAACAACUGCUGCUGCAACAACAACCACAGCUGCUCCAACAACAACAGCCGCUGCAACAACAACUGCUCCAACAACCACAGCUUCUGCAACAACGACCACAGCUGCUCCAACAACCACAGCUGCUGCAACAACGACCACAGCUGCUGCAACAACUACAGCUUCUCCAACAACCACGUCUGCUGCAGCAACAACCACAGCUGCUGCAACAAACACUGCUGCUCCAACAACCACAGCUGCUCCAACAACCACAGCUGCCCCAACAACCACAGGUGCUCCAACAACCACGGCUGCUGCAACAACGACCACAGCUGCUGCAACAACCACAGCUUCUCCAACAACCACGGCUGCUGCAGCAACAACCACAGCUGCUCCAACAACCACAGGUGGUCCGACAACCACGGCUACUGCAACAACCACUGCUGCUCCAACAACCACGGCUACUGCAACAACCACGGCUGCUGCAACAACAACCACAGCUGCUCCAACAACCACAGCUGCUCCGACAACCACUGCUGCUCCAACAACCAGGGCUACUGCAAAAACCACGGCUGCUGCAACAACAACUGCUGCAGCAACAACAACCACAGCUUCUCCGACAACCACGGCUGCUGCAACAAUAACCACAGGUGCUCCAACAACCACAGCUGCUGAAACAACUACAGCAGCUGCUCCAAAAACCACAGCUUCUCCAACAACCACGGCUGCUGCAACAACGACCACAGCUGCUCCGACAACCACUGCUGCUCCAACAACCACGGCUACUGCAACAACCACGGCUGCUGCAACAACAACUACUGCUGCAACAACAACCACAGCUGCUCCAACAACCACAGCUGCUGCAACAACAACAACUGCUGCCUGCUGCAACAAAAACCACAACUGCCCAAAAAACCCCAGCGAACCAAAACCACAGCUAAACCCCAACCCCAGCUGCUCCCAAAAACCCCUGCUGCAGCAAAACACAGCUGUGCAAAAAACGACCCCGCUGCUCCAACAAAAACCCCAGCUUCGGGAAACGACCCCAGUGCUGAAAAAAAACUACAGCUUCUCCACCCAAAAACGUUGGGUGCAGCAACAAAAACCCCGCUGCUGCAACAAAACCCCUGUUUCUCCCCAAAAACCACAGCUGCUCCAAAAACCACAGCUUUCCAACCCAAAAACCACAGGGUCCCCAACAACCCCCGGCUGCUGCAACAACGACCACAGCUGCUGCAAAACCACGGCUUCUCCAACAAACCCGGCUGCUUUCAGGAAAACCACGCGCUCCCAAAACCCCAGGGGGGUUUCCCAAAAACGGCUACUGCAAAACCACGGCUGCCGCAACAACAACAAUUGCUGCGCAAAACAAACCAAAAGUGUCCAAAAAACCACAGCUGCCCGCAAAAAAACCACAACGCUCCAACAACCCCUUCUGCUGCAACAACCCCGCUUUAAACCCAAAAACCACCCGCCCGCUCCAAAAACCACAGUUUUCUCCCCAACCAAACAGCUGCUCCAACAAAACAAACUGCCUUUUCCCAAAGGGGCCCAGCCUGCUCCAACAAACCACAGUUUCUCCAACUUUAAAACGCUGCUCCAAACCCACCACCCCGUUUCUCCCAAAAAACGGGGUGCCCCCAACAAACCCCAGCUGCCCACAACGACCCCCCGGCCCCCAUCCCAAAAACACAAAGGGCCCCGCUGCCCAACAACAACCACGGGGGUGCCUGCAACAAACAGGGGGCUGGUUUUCCAACAAACAACCACCAGGGGUUUCUCCAAACAAAGCUCGGUGCUUGCCCCCAAAAUCGACCCCCAGCCCGGCUUCCCAAAAAAACCUCCCCGGUCCGACAACCCUUCCCUUUCCCCCAACAAAACCCCUUUCCCCGCCCCCAAACAACCGGCUUACUUUUACAAACAACCACCCCGGGGUGCCCCGCCCAACCCCAAAAAACCCCUAGCCCCCCUCCCCAACCCCCCCAACCCCCCACUCAGUGCCCCGGGCAACCAUUUCCCGCCCCCCAAAACCCCAAACCAAAGGGCCUAA